GCGACUAAUUAAAGGAGAAAAAAGGGAAGCCAUCUUUGCGCAACGGCGGAUCGUCGCCGGAAUCGUGUCCCUGUGCCCUGCCGGAGAAAUCUAGGUUUCCGGUGACGGAUCGGAGAAUGGGAUCCUCCGAGAACCCCAAUUGGUUCCUGGAUUGCUCCCUGAUCGAUGACAUCCCCCACGCGGGGGGCGAUUUCGCGGCGAACGAUGUUGGCGGGCUCUGCUGGCCCCCUCAGGGCUUCAACACCUCUUCCGGUGUUAGUGUGGAUAUUGAUAGCCCGUUUGUAAAUUCUGAUGGACUCAAGGAACCCGGCUCUGCAAAACGUGUCAGAUCAGAAUCCUGCAGUAGACCUGCCUCUAAAGCUUGUAGGGAGAAGAUGAGAAGGGAAAAGUUAAAUGAUAGGUUCAUGGAACUCAGCUCUCUCCUUGAUCCUGGGAAUCCACCAAAGACAGACAAAGCAGCUAUUUUAAGUGACGCUGCUCGUGUGGUGAUUCAGUUACGAAACGAAGCACAGAAGCUAAAAGAUUCAAAUGAAAGUCUCCAGGAAAAGAUAAAAGAACUGAAGGCCGAGAAGAAUGAGCUUCGCGAGGAGAAGCAGAAGCUGAAGGCAGAGAAGGAGAGUUUGGAGCAGCAAGUAAAGCUCUUGAAUGCAAGACCGAGCUUUGUACCUCAGCCACCGCUGGUUCCAAGCCUCUUCCCAGCCCAAGGGCAGGCUGCCGGACACAAGCUCAUGGUUCCUGUCGUCGGCUACCCCAGCUUUCCCAUGUGGCAAUUCAUGCCCCCCGCCGAUGUCGAUACGUCGCAGGAUGCAGAUAAAUGUCCACCUGUUGCAUAAGCAACCUGGAAAUCGAGCUGCAGAAUGGAUAUAUGUUGCUGAUGCUACUUGUUCUGGGCUGAUUUCAUGUUUAGUUUCUUAAGAUAGAUUUCCUAGACCUUAUUUGCUUCAACGGAAGGCUUGUCUGAAAAUAGUUAUAGUUGUCAGGGAUCAGUUACCUGGUUUAAAUGCCUUUGUGUUGUUGUAGGUUACGAAUAAGAUUUGUCUCUGUAAACUACGUAGUUUAUAAGAUUAAUUAUGCUCAUGUUCUAUUGUGGAAAA
Musa acuminata AAA Group (dessert banana) is the source of this 1094-nucleotide messenger RNA. RefSeq names its product transcription factor ILR3. The transcript has 5 exons. Lineage: Eukaryota; Viridiplantae; Streptophyta; Magnoliopsida; Zingiberales; Musaceae. The coding region runs from base 117 to 833 and encodes 238 amino acids. The record is from RefSeq and is a predicted model, not a curated record. Gene Ontology annotation, biological process: regulation of DNA-templated transcription; intracellular iron ion homeostasis. Gene Ontology annotation, molecular function: DNA-binding transcription factor activity; protein dimerization activity.